UUAUGAUGGACUCGGCUUUCAAGCCCAUCUUCUUCCUCCUCUGCUCAUGCUAUGCUCCUGUCUCGUCUCUCUCUCUCUCUGGGUGGCAGAGUGUAUGAUCCGCCAUUGCUGAUUGGCAACUCUGGGAGUCUCGGCUGCAAGGGGGUCCCGCUACUGGGGGAUGAACUUUGUUCUUUCUGAGGAGCUUUUGCUAGAGCUAUUGAGAAGUUGACUGCCAAUAAAUGGAGUCAUUGGGAGUUAAGAGGGGCUAUAAUUCAGAUCAUAUUUGCAAUGGGUACUUUUCCUGAAGCCCGAAAAGUUGGCCUCCCGUUGAUGAAUCUCGUCAGGUUCAAAGGGCUGCCUAUCCUGCAGCAGCUGCAUCUCGAGGAGGAACUUUUCCGGACCUCGAAGGAGAAUUGGUGCAUCGUAAAUGAUGGGACGAAUGACCCGACCAUCGUCAUGGGUGUUUCUGGGAAACCUGCCGAACUCCUUGAGAUUAAGCCGGUAUUGCGUGAUGAAAUUCCAGUAGUUAGAAGAUUCACUGGGGGAGGGACUGUUAUUGUUGAUCAAGGGACCAUCUUCGUCACUUUCAUAUGCAACCAGGACGCGGUUCCUGGGCUGCAGCCUUAUCCUCGACCAAUCAUGUCGUGGAGCAGCCUAAUAUAUGACCAGGUGUUCCGAGGAAUUGGUGAUUUCCGUCUUCGUGAGAAUGAUUAUGUGUUUGGUGACCGCAAGUUCGGGGGGAAUGCUCAAUCCAUCACGAAACGCAGGUGGAUUCACCACACCUCUUUUUUGUGGGACUACGAGGUUAGGAACAUGUCUUAUCUGAAACUUCCCAAGCGAGCUCCUGAAUAUCGACGGGACUCCAUGUCAAGAUUGACAUUCAUUGAGAGAACAGUAAAUGCUCUGGGAACCCAUUUUUCGCUGAAAUCUGUAGAUUCAGAAGUAAAUCGAGAUUCCUCGGCAAGAGCUGGAAGAAGCACUCAGUGCAGCAGAUUCUGAGAACUCCCUUGCCGAAUCCAUCUCUCCAUUGUGACCUUUUCCAAUUCGAAGAUUUCUGGACUGUGUCCAUGAUUGUGUAACUUUUUGCACUGUGAGGCCUUAAAUGUAGUUGUUCAGAGCCACCCGAUCCGAUUGAAAGAUGAUUCUUGCUGUAAUUGCCAGAAUAACUGUCUAUGAUGAUUUAUAAGAAUAAGAAAAGAUUUCAGCCUUUUUGGUA
Molecule: messenger RNA, 1198 nt
Organism: Punica granatum (pomegranate)
Lineage: Eukaryota; Viridiplantae; Streptophyta; Magnoliopsida; Myrtales; Lythraceae
Source: RefSeq, a predicted model, not a curated record